CUGAAGGAAGUGUGCUUCUCUUCCUGUGUUAUUAUCAGCACACACUAAUGUCGCCAGUCAGUAAACGUUAGCUUAAUUAUUUAAAAGCAGCUUUGGCUGAACUGCGUGUGUUUCAGCGCACACCAACAGAGACGACGUCCUGAUGGUGACAACAUGAAGAUGAAAUCUGCCAAGAAGAAGUCAAACAAAGCGCAGAGAGGAGAGAAAAAACGCGAUGUGGACAGAGUUAAAGCUGAAAACGGAGCAGAGUUGGACGGUGAUGGAGUCCACAGUAACGGAGGAGGUCUCAACAUCCGAAUCAAGGAGGAACCAGAUGCACAGGAGAUUAGUGAGGAGCACAGUGGAGGCUCAUUAAGCUGUUCAGACACUAAACCGGACACUUUGGCUCUCAGGUCAGAUGUUGAUCACCAACACAUGAAGGAGGAGUGUGACUCUGAGCAUCAGCCUGAUUGUGAUUUCUCUGAAGAUGCUGUUAAAGAGGAGUCUGAGGAGUGGAUUAAAGAGGAGAGAGACAGUAAAGAGGAGGUGACAGACAACAUUCAGGAAGAUUAUGGAGAGGAGGAGGAGCUCUGCACAGAGUCGUCUCCUGACUUCUAUCCAUGUCCUCACUGCACUGUCUCCUUCACUGACUUGGACUUCUUGGAGAAGCAUGUCAAGUGGGUCCAUCAGAAACAGUAUCUCGCCAAGCUAAAAAAUUGCCUCUCAAGCCGAACACUAAACCUCAUCCCUAAACACAGCUGCACUGUCUGCAGCAGCACCUUUAACUCUAAAGUUCACCUCAGGCUCCAUGUGCGUGAAGCCCACCCCUCUGCUCCUCCCCGCAGACUUCACCCGUGUCCAACAUGUGCACGCAGCUUCCAGUACCUAAAGAAUCUGAAGAAUCACUGUCAGCGCUGGCACAACAUGUCCGUGUCUACCAGAGGGGGACAUCUCAGCUGCGCAGACUGUGGGAAGAGUUUCAAAGCUACCUGGGGUCAAGGGCCACAUUUGUGUCAUGAACCGCACAACACAGAAUCUGAGGAUAAGCCCAUCUGUCUGGACACCGGUGUGCAGUGUCCAGAGUGUGGCAAGAAGAUGGGCACACCUCAGAGCCUGGAGGAUCACAUGCGCACACACACAGGCGACCGGCCGUUUGUCUGCAAGGAUUGUGGCAGGAGGUUUGUGGAGCGCAGCGGUUGGCGGCAACACAUGAAAAUACACACGGGGGAGAAGCCAUACAAAUGUCAGGUGUGCGGGAAGGCCUUUUUAAGAUCACACCACCUCAAGUGCCACUUAACCACACACUCGGGCAAGAAGGAAUAUUCUUGCUCUGAAUGUGGAAAGGAGUUUGGGUUCAAGUCAAGUCUGGAUCUCCACGUGAGGACGCACUCAAGCGAGAGACCCUUCCACUGCAACGUGUGCGGGAAGAACUUUAACACCCAGAGAAACCUGAGGGUUCACUCCAAACUUCACACCAGUGAGAAAGCUCACCAGUGUGGGGACUGUGGUCUGAAGAUCGGAGAUCUCGGGGCCUUGAAAAUACACCUGCGGACACACACUGGAGAACGGCCUUACCACUGCACAGUCUGCGGCAACAGGUUCAUUCGUCUUGCACAUUUACGAAACCACCAACGCACCCACACUGGUGAGAGACCCUACAAAUGCAAUGAAUGUGACAAGAGUUUCACUCAGUCAGGCGACCUGGUGAAGCAUAAGAGGAUACACUCUGGGGAAAAGCCCUUUGAAUGUCCAGACUGCCACAAUCGUUACACCUCCUCUGGUGAUCUGGGCAAGCACAGGAGGAGCCACACUAACCUGCGUCCAUACACAUGUCAAGAAUGUGGAAAAAGCUUUCGCUUGUCAGGCCACUUGAAAACACACAUGUUAACUCACACAGGUGAGAAGCCAUAUUCCUGCCCCAACUGCCUCCGCAGGUUUGCCCGCUCGCACCAUCUUUCUGGGCACGUGGCUAAAUGUCGCUGAGCUUUGACGAGAGGACUGUAAAUAAGCUACGCUGAUUUGAAGUGAUAACCAUGGGAGCUGUAUCCAAUCUUCUACAAGGUUUUCUUAAUGAAUGUGUUAAAGUCAAAACUAUAUCCAUAAAUAAGUAUUUAUUUGAAUUUUAAGUAACACUCUUGUCUGAUGACUGUUAAAAUUGAUCAUAAAAAGUGACUAAACACAUAUCAAGUCUGUUAUUGCAUGGAACUUUUUUUACGCACUAUUAAGAUUUUUGUGCAGGGUAGAGCUAAAGUGGUUUGGCGAAACACUAUGAUAAUUGACACUUGAGGACAUUGUAUGACGCACAGUUCAGUGGGACAUACAGAAUGAAUUGUUUUUUUCAUCCACAGAUCAUUGCUGUAAUUAUUUGUAAAAAUGUAAUAAAUUAUAUGAUGAGUGCAUGAACACUGUGUGUGAUGC
This is a messenger RNA of Plectropomus leopardus (leopard coralgrouper), 2397 nucleotides long. RefSeq lists its product as uncharacterized. The record is from RefSeq and is a predicted model, not a curated record. Lineage: Eukaryota; Metazoa; Chordata; Actinopteri; Perciformes; Serranidae. Gene Ontology annotation, cellular component: nucleus. Gene Ontology annotation, biological process: regulation of transcription by RNA polymerase II. Gene Ontology annotation, molecular function: DNA-binding transcription activator activity, RNA polymerase II-specific; RNA polymerase II cis-regulatory region sequence-specific DNA binding.